CUUGUUUACGUGCCGCCGUCCGUCGAAGACGAGGCGGACGAGACGGCGGCGGCGGAUUCCUCUUCUCCGCAGGCAGUCACGGGCGGGCGUCUCUCUGCGUGCCACUAACCAAGCUCGUGUUUGGUUUAUGAGCACACUCUACAGAUGGGCGGGAAAUGUUGUUUGGUUCGGGCGUUAAGGAGCACUUAAAGAAAACUAAAGGGACGGGAAGGCUCAAGUGUGUCAUUUGAUAUUUUGUAGAAUAAAGAAGGAGCCUUAGCUGGCCAGAAUGACAGCAGAAGCAUGGAGAUCUUUGGAGGAAGCUGCAUGGGGCCCAAUGCCAAGCUUAGGGCCAGAAUGGAUGGGAAAGUCAAGUGCCAGUGACUCUGGGUACUUAUUAAUGUUGACAGAUGGUUGUGGUGUCUGGGGCGAGAGGAGAACCGCAGCCCAUGUUCUGGAAAAGGCAGAAGAGUGGGCACCUUGCAUAGAAGCAGGCAUCAAAGAAUUGUCAGGUUUGGUGCUGGACGAGGUCAGGAAGUUGAAUGUGAAAGUGCAGUGGAGAGAAGACCGAAAAACUAUCACCCUGAACCUCUCAUCAAGACUCAAUGACCUCGCAUUUAAAUGGAUCUUCACAUUAAACAGAUUGUCUGAUGACCUGUUUCGUGAACAUUGGAUAGUACCACUAGUUAUACAAAUGCAUCAUAUGGGUAUAAUUAUUAAACAGCUGAAUACAGACCUUAAAAAGAAGACUGAACAAUUGAAGGACCUUACACCUGAUACUAAAAAUAACAAAAUGAUUAGUAAAACUAAGAAGAAGGAUGUGAUAGAUGCCUCAGUAGAAGCAUUGAUGGUGGAAGGCAAUUGGACAGUACUGCAGGACCAUCUUGUCAACUUUCCACAUAUAAUGAAACACUUAUCAAGCAAAAGAAAAAGAGAGUUAGAAGAAAGUGAGGAUCCGCCAGGAGCUGCGAGCAUUGCUGCUGCUGCCAAUAAAGGCCAAGUUAAUAACAAGAAAUGUAAGGAGGAGGAGGAAGAACUUCAGAGGCAGGAAAGGGAGAGAGAGAAAGAAAGGAGAGCCCAGAUACAAGAACUUCAGCAGGGACCACCAUUAACACAAACACCAAACAAGAAAAAGAAGAAGAAACUGAAUAUUUGAUUAACUUUUGUAAAGUGUCUAUGUGAUAUAAUUGUGAUAAAUGAAUAAUGCAGAUUUGCAUGUGGUCACAUGAUUUUUGGUAUAUUAUGUGCUAUGAGUAGUAGAGGCUUAUGUAUCAGCCUGUAAAUUAGCAUCAUAGUGAUGAAAAGGGCACUGGGACAUUACUUCACUCUAAUUUUUAUUUGUAGUCAAAUUUUAUGAUCAUCAAAAUGUAGCAGUUACAAGCAGAUGCUUAUAUAAAGUGAAUUUUAGACAUUUACCAAGUGAUGAAAGUACAAAUGACUUUAUAUGGUUGAAUGCAUGUGAUAUUGUCUGACAUUCUUUGGAAGCUUUUCUGAUGAUUUUUAGAUGUGAAUUUUAUGUACAGAAAUAUAACUCAUGAUCACUUGUAAUGUAAGGGAGGCAUCCAUCAUCCCAUCCAGCAUUUGUGAGUCUUUCUCUCUCAUCCUUGUGUUCAGGGAAAGGGUGAAGGGGCACUUCCUUAAAUUAUCAGCUACUCUGAAAAUUAUUUUAUUAAAGUUUUGUUGUAUUAAUAUUUAUGUUACUCCUUUUCUUAAACUCAAUUUUAAUAAAGGUUUUGUAAGACCCUAAUGACCAGCUUAAGGUGUGUUAUACUAAUAUAACAGAAGUUUCUGUUUUGAAAUAAAAAUAUGGCUAUGCAAAAUAUUCAUGCAUUGAAAGAAAGUUUGGCAUAACAACAGAACAUUGUUUUUGUUAUUUUAGAUAUAGCAGGUUUGUAAGGUGCAUCUACAGUUCCUUUGAACAUUAACAUUGAAACCUUGUAUGUAAGUCAUUCAUAUUGCAACUUAUUAUACUGUACUUCAUCACUUUAUUGUAUUAUGCUGUGAAUUCAGUAUAUUCAUUGGACUAGUCUUAUACUCUUUUAUGAUUGCCAGUUUGUUUUGAUUACAUAUUUGAAAGGAAUAUAUUUAAUGAACUACUUCCAGAUAUAUAUUUCAAAUAAAGAAGAGCAAAGAA
Molecule: messenger RNA, 2113 nt
Organism: Penaeus chinensis
Lineage: Eukaryota; Metazoa; Arthropoda; Malacostraca; Decapoda; Penaeidae
Exons: 7
Coding region: 269-1135 (288 amino acids)
Biological process (GO): double-strand break repair via nonhomologous end joining
Cellular component (GO): nucleus; DNA ligase IV complex
Molecular function (GO): DNA end binding
Source: RefSeq, a predicted model, not a curated record